ACGAAAACAGAAAAAGCAGACGAGAUGUUUGAUUUGAUCUCACUUGCUCUAGUCAUCGGAUUCAUUGUAGCGACGACAGCUUAUCUUUUCCGGUCAAAGCAGAAUCUUCCACCAAGUCCGGUAGGUUUCCCGGUGAUCGGACACCUCCACCUGCUCAAAGAUCCUGUUCACCGUUGCCUCCAUGAGCUCUCUAAAAAACUCGGUCCAGUGUUUUCCCUCAGGCUUGGAUCUUGUCGAGCCGUGGUAGUCACGUCAGCUUCCGCAGCUGAGGAGUUCUUAUCCCACGAAAACGACAUCGUUUUCGCAAACAGGCCUAUCACUACUUUGGGUAAAUACAUUGCUUACAACAACACGAUAGUUAGCGUAUCUCCCUACGGAGACCACUGGCGCAACCUCCGCCGUAUCUGCACCGUGGAGAUCUUCUCCGCCGCUUGUCUCAAAGAAUCUUUAGAGAUCCGGAGAGACGAAGUGAGAUCUCUGCUUCGGACCAUCCAGGAGGCGACAUCAGGAGGAGGAAAUAACUCUGUCCGAGUGGAGCUACGACCGUUGCUUUCGGGGUUUACGUUGAACGUCCUUAUGAGAAUGGUCGCUGGAAAAAGAUGCUUCGGGGAAGAUAACGUGGAAGCUAAGGAGGUGCUGGAGCUGAUCAGUGAAACGUUCGAGCUCGCAGGGUUUACUUAUGCCGGUGACUUUCUUCCGGUUCUGAAGCUGUUUGAUUUCAAUGGAUACGUUAAGAGAGUGAAGAAACUUGGUUCGAAAUUAGAUAAGUUUCUUCAGGGGCUAGUGGACGAACACAAAAGAAACAAAGGGAAAACAGAGUUCAAGAACACAAUGAUCAGUCAUUUGCUAACACUUCAAGAGUCACAACCUGAGUAUUACACUGACGAAAUCAUCAAAGGACUCGUACUGGUGAUGAUAGUUGCCGGGACAGAUACAACGUCCGUGACAUUGGAAUGGGCCAUGGCUAACCUUCUAAAUCAUCCGGAUGUUCUAGCGAAAGUCAAGACGGAGUUAAACAACGUCGUCUCAAGAAAAGGGCGUUUGAUGGAGGAAUCUGAUAUGAGCACGUGUACGUAUCUCAAUAAUGUGAUCUCAGAGACUCUUCGAUUGUAUCCUGCUGGUCCAAUGCUUGUCCCACACACGUCUUCCGUUGACUGCAAAGUUGCUGGGUAUGACAUUCCACGUGGAACAUGGCUAUUCAUCAACGCGUGGGCUAUUCAGAGAGAUCCAAAGUUGUGGGAUGAGCCUGAGGCUUUUAAGCCGGAAAGGUUCGACAGUGAAGAGUUAAAGACCCAUAAUGGUAAGUUUCUACCAUUCGGAAUAGGUAGAAGAGCGUGUCCUGGAAUGGGGCUGGCCCAGCUUGUAUUAGGCUUAGGUUUAGGAUCAUUGAUCCAGUGUUUUGAUUGGGAGAGGGACAAAGACAUGGCAGUUGACAUGUCUGAAGGGAAUGGUCUUACCAUGCCUAAAGCUGUGCCUUUAGUUGCUAAAUGCAGAUCUUCUCCAAUCCUGGACAACAUUGGUUUUUAAUUUUUCUUUUACGGGCACUCCUUCCCAUUGCUAAUAAAACAUUUUAUUUUAUUUCACAUGAAUAGUUAAUUUUUUUAAUAAUCGUCUCUAGAUCCAUAAUCAAUUCUGAUAUUCUAAAAUCUAAAAUUAUUGGACAGUUAAGUCAUAAUCCCAUAUGUUGAAAGAAAC
Molecule: messenger RNA, 1695 nt
Organism: Eruca vesicaria subsp. sativa (arugula)
Lineage: Eukaryota; Viridiplantae; Streptophyta; Magnoliopsida; Brassicales; Brassicaceae
Source: the annotation of a GenBank genome assembly